AUGUCGCAAUUCAUUCUGAGCGCGCUCCAGGACGUGGUGCCCACGCAUACGGGGCCUAUUCCGAAGGAGGUGAUUGACUAUGCCAAUUACCUGUAUCUGUCGUCCAAGUCGAGCUGUCCGCUGGCUGCGCAGCUGGAGAUCGGACGGUGUCAUCUGUGCUGUUUUUUGACUGUGGACAAGUUUAAGAACAAGUUUGAUCUUCCUGAUCCGAGUGUGAACCGGAUCCCGAUCCCAAAACGGAAGGCUGUGACUGUGCUGGCCGAUUUCAGACACAAGUUGUCUGGAGCAGGAAGCAAGCAAGGGGCCGAUCUGUUGCGGACCCCCACGAAACGACGGGUUGUUCAGCUGGCCACGCCCGAGACAACGCCGGGAAGGAAACGUGUGGUUGAUUUGACCGAGCAAACCACGCCGUCCAAGCGCAGAAACGUCCUGAACACGCCGGAGAGCACGCCAAAGACGCUCCGCAACGAGGAACCGGACAAGGUCGACGCCGGCACUGCAGCCAAGUCGCUGCAGAAACGGCUGCUUGCUGCCGCCGACGACGUGAAGGGUCCUGCCAAAAGAGGUCGCAAGAAGGGAUUCAAGCUGCUUUCCAUGGCGGACCGGUCGCUCAACGACGACACCAUCAUCACGACACCGCAUCUUGUUGCGUUCUGUAACAAGUUCUAUUUGCCGGAGGAAAUCACGCGGUGUAUUCUCGAAACGUACAAACACUACUACUAUCGCACAAAGAGUCCGUGGGGGCUGCUUUGCGGGCUGGUCUCGAUAGCAUAUCUCCAUCUGAACCAGGACAAGGUGGUCCAGAACAUGGGUUUCAAGACCAAGUUUUUCAAGAACCUGCAGAUCCACCAGAACGGCGGGCUCAAGUACAACGAGUUGGUCGACUGGGUGGCUCUUGUGGAGAAAUUGUGCGAUAACGAGAAGUGGAUCAAGGACCUUGGUGGCCGCGAAAUGCUGGAGUCCGAGACGAAGCUACCGUUUGGCCUGCCGACGCUGAACUCGUUUGUCACUCCGCGCGUGUGCUACUUUUCCGACCGCAUGGAAGCAGAAUACGUCACCUGGAUCAACCGCAUCAAACAGUCGACUGGCGUCUAG
Molecule: messenger RNA, 1095 nt
Organism: Ogataea philodendri
Lineage: Eukaryota; Fungi; Ascomycota; Pichiomycetes; Pichiales; Pichiaceae
Exons: 1
Coding region: 1-1095 (364 amino acids)
Biological process (GO): DNA replication
Cellular component (GO): nuclear origin of replication recognition complex
Molecular function (GO): DNA binding
Source: RefSeq, a predicted model, not a curated record